AUGAGUCGCGUAUUUGUCAAGCAGGCGCCCCGGCUCGUCCGCCAGCAUCUGCCACUUGUCCAGACGCUUAGCGCUUCCGCGGUUGUGGAUGCGCUGGAAGAUGCCGCGAAUUUGCGCCACCGCGACUCCUACGUGGAGGAAUUCAUCCUCCGCUGCGAGUCUCGUGCGCUGGCUCUGCUCCCCGAUUUGAGGUUAAGCGGCAUAGUACGGUCUCUUUUCGCGUUAAAGCGGGCUAAUGUGCGGUCUGGUACGUUUGCUGACGAGGUGGCGAGAUUCCUACUAGAGGAAUGCGCCACGGGGAAGUUGUACGACGGAUUCCUCGACUGCUGUACUGCCAACGACUUGCUGCUGCUAUACAAGGCAUUCGCAGUUGUUGGAUACUUCAACGUCCGGCUCUACACUCUCUGCAUGGGUCUGCUUGCGACUCAGACACCGCAUAUGAUCCCCGCCGACUGCUGCGUUUUCUUCCAGUCACAUGUGAAGUACGUAGAAGCGCUGAAAUCAGGCGGCUUUCACAAUUCGGACCAUGCGAACACUCCGGAAAUGAUCUUGUGCCCAUCACUUGCCACGGAGAUCACGCUGCGCUUCCUGCAGCAGGAUGACGCGACACCAGAGGACCUCACCGUCUUUGCCGAGUGGCUCGUGCGUAUGGGGGACUACUACGGCAUUAGUGACGAGUUAUCUGGCCGUGUGGCUGCGCUGCAUCGGGCAUUAUCGCCAAAAGCUGUCAUGUUCAGCGUAGAUCACAUCCACAGGCUCGUUCAAAGCACUUGCAAAAUCAAGGCCCACAUGGAACCGCUGCACCUGCCAUCGUCGUUGCUUUUCAUCCAAAGCCUUUUGCACGAAGCGGAGAGGCGCAGCGACAUUCACACGUACGAGAACGCUUUAGCCACGUUGCACGCAGUGGAAGACAUGGCGACGUUGCCCUUCGAACUCGUAAGCGGGCUCCUGUAUACCGUGGUCAACAACGUUGGCCCUGGCGAUGCUGAGCGCGUGCGAGGUAUCCUCCGAAAGCGGAUACAAGGUUCAGGCACUGACGAGGUGGAGUUUCGCAGCGUGCCAAUGGAAUAUAAAAUUGACACGUGCCCCCCCGCGGUGGUCGCAGUAAAGGUGUGUGAACCUGUUUGUGGCAUUAAGAUUCUGCAGCUACGGGAAAUGCUGGAGCGUCUAGACAUAAGCCACCGUAUCUCCGCAACGUAA
Babesia bigemina is the source of this 1200-nucleotide messenger RNA. RefSeq lists its product as hypothetical. Lineage: Eukaryota; Apicomplexa; Aconoidasida; Piroplasmida; Babesiidae. The coding region runs from base 1 to 1200 and encodes 399 amino acids. The record is from RefSeq and is a predicted model, not a curated record. The transcript is spliced from 9 exons.